Protopolystoma xenopodis is the source of this 465-nucleotide messenger RNA. The record is from the annotation of a GenBank genome assembly. Lineage: Eukaryota; Metazoa; Platyhelminthes; Monogenea; Polystomatidea; Polystomatidae.
AUGUAUGUCGUGGGUGUUCGCUUGCAGUGUCUGUCAUGUACAGUGCCUACGCAAUUCGGUACUGCUGCCACUGCCAGACUCUUCUUGUCUCCCUGUCGACUGGUGCAGCAGGUCCUGCAGACUCAGCUCCUCGAAGCCAGUCAGUCUGAGACAUCCAAGCUUCAUUGCAACACUCUUGUUGACGCCGUUUCCGAGGCAACCUCAUUCGAUUCCGGUGAAAAGGUGCCAAUCUUUCGUCCGUCAUACAACGGACAUCAUCAGAACGCGCUAUCAUCGUCACAACCAAAGUCAUCGGUGGUACACAUACUCUACAUCCGACCUCUUUGUUCGCCUCACAUGUCAGCCAAGAAGCAUGUGGAUGUGUCUGUCUCUGUAUGUGCAUGUGUAUGUGCUAAUAAUUGCAUGUCAAGAAUGGAGGAACACUUGAUGAAACCAAAACUGUUAAUCGGAAAUAUGAUUGACUAA